AUGUCUCAAAACCAAAACCCUGGUUCUUCGAAAACAACUAAACGUCGCCACGUAGAGUCUUUGUCUUCUGAUGAAGAAGUUUCUCCAGAUGUUGCAAAAUCUUGGCCAAAGUUUAUCGUUCUAUCUUCUGCUGAUGGAAAUCCAUUAAAAAUCAAUCCUUUCGCUGUAACCAAGGGCAUACAAAGUGUCUGCGGAGAAGUGAAGAAUGUAAAUCGUCUUCACAGUGGUUCAUUGCUUGUUGAAUGUGCUCGAAAGCAGCAAUCUGUUAACCUGCUGGGUCUCCAGGAGUUUGUUAACACUAAGGUUGUUGUCUCGGUGCACAAAUCACUGAAUUCAUGUAGAGGGAUAGUUCGGGACAGGGCUAAAUGUCUGUCUGAUAUGUCAGAAGAUGAAAUUUCUGCUUCUUUAACAAAUCAAGGCGUUACCUCUGUGAAACGCUUCACCAGAAAACAGGACAACACUAUUAUCAACACAAAUACUUACCUGUUCACCUUUGCCCUCUCCACUCUUCCGAAAUCAAUAAAGGCUGGUUACUUUAAUAUCGGUGUGGACGUUUAUAUUCCAAGCCCACUACGAUGUUUUAAUUGCCAAAAAUUUGGUCAUGGUGCCAGGACUUGCAAUCAUGUUUCUAUCUGUGUCCGUUGCAGUGGGGCUCAUGAGAGCGCAGAGUGCACAAAUGAAAUCAAGUGUGCCAACUGUGAUGGACAGCAUUUAGCAUCAUCCAAAUCUUGCCCCAGUUUUGAACAUCAGUCUAAAAUACUCAAACUUAAGUAUACCAACAACAUCUCUUUUGCAGAAGCCCAAAAAUUAGUUCCAAUAACGACACGACCAACUGUUGCCUCUUAUUCUGCAGCCGUAUCUUCAUCUUGUCCUGUUAAAGUUUCACAGCAAUCUGUUUCAUGUCAGACAGAGAUAUCUUGGGUGACAGAUACACAGGUCAUAUUUGAUCAAUCUGUCUCAUCCGAAACUGUCCACAAGACCUCAUCAGCUUCUAAGACGGAGGAACAAUCAGAAGCACUGACUGUGCCAACAUCUGACCAGGAAAAUGGGACAAUUCACCUGUCAAAAAAUCAACGAAAACAGUUAAAGAAAAAGGGUAAAACUCUAAAGCAUUUAGAGGUCCCCUCCUCUUUGGAUGCCCAUGUAACGGUUCACAAUCCAUUUGAACCGCUUCAUAUGGAUGUCACUCCAUCGCUUCCAAUACAUGAGAGUGGUCAUUCCAUACAUUCUAGACCCCCAGUUGAGCCUCCAUGA
Haliotis rubra (blacklip abalone) is the source of this 1254-nucleotide messenger RNA. RefSeq lists its product as uncharacterized. The coding region runs from base 1 to 1254 and encodes 417 amino acids. Gene Ontology annotation, molecular function: nucleic acid binding; zinc ion binding. The record is from RefSeq and is a predicted model, not a curated record. NCBI's taxonomy places the organism in Eukaryota, Metazoa, Mollusca, Gastropoda, Lepetellida, Haliotidae. The transcript has a single exon.